Frankliniella occidentalis (western flower thrips) is the source of this 5262-nucleotide messenger RNA. RefSeq lists its product as uncharacterized. The coding region runs from base 3888 to 4547 and encodes 219 amino acids. The record is from RefSeq and is a predicted model, not a curated record. The transcript is spliced from 2 exons. NCBI's taxonomy places the organism in Eukaryota, Metazoa, Arthropoda, Insecta, Thysanoptera, Thripidae.
GAAGCAGUGGUCAGUCCAGCCCAGACCGGCGAGCAGCACGGACGCGCGCGUCGCGCAGCUCAGUCGGACGUCAACCAAGUGCCACGGCCAGCCGCCGUCAACAUCGGCUGUGUCCCGUCCCCAUCUCUCGCCAUCCAGCAUUCAUCAUGCUCUUCAAGUCGCCCAUAAGGGCAUCGUUCCUCGGGACGACUGACGUCAUGAUGGGCUAGGCCCUCACCUGCGCCCUUGCCCUAUGAUGCCACCGCCGACACCACCACCAUGUCCUCAUCUUCAUCAUCUUCGCCUCUGGGCGCCACCAUCACCACCAAGUUCCUGGCCAUCGCCGACGUGCGUUUGGGCUGUCGAGCCGCCCCCCCCCCCUCCUCUUUCCAUCGGCCGGUGCCGUGACGUCGUGUCCGGCGCCGCCCAACUUCAAGACCAGCUGCUGCCUGUGUGUGUGUGUGCCCUUAGUGCUUUGCACUUCUCUACGUACUCUUUGAGACGUAAUGUCUGUACUGUCUGUCAUGUCUGUACGUAAUGUCUGUGUACGUGACGUAGUGUGCAGUGUGUGUGUAUUCGUUUCCGGUAGGAGGCGCCGCCCCCGGUUACGUUGUUCUUCUUCUUUUCCUGCCCCAGUUGCUGUAUGCUGUUUGCAACUCGGUUACCGGUGAGUGCACUCUAUUUAUCUAAAAUCCUUGGGCCCAGGGUACCUGUUAUUGUAUUGUACUGUUGCAUUGUUUUAACCGUACUAAAUAGCAGUGUUUGACAGUGUUUUCGUGUCUAUUUCCGGUUUCACCGGCCAUACUCUGUUAAUAGAGUUUCAUUUGUAAUUCUUUGGGUAUGUCCCUGAAUGCCAAAUGUCUACCCUUGUUUAUGGGUUUAAACUAGCUAUAUGUACGCCAGACCACGUCUCGCGUAACAGGCUUCGCGAUAUCUCACGAAACACUGUAACGCUGCGACGCGCCUGGCGCACAUAUAGCUAGGCCUGCGGCGCUGACACCCGAGACGAGUUAAGGAGAGGGUACAGGGGCACAGGGUCUUCCGGGCCCAAAAUUUGACAUACUCGAACCGUUUGUGGGGGUCUUCUUACUCUAAUAUUCAAUGAGUUUUGGUAUAACAUUUUAAUCACAACACAAUGUAGCUAGUGUUGGUUAAAUUAACAGAGUUUGUGUACUGUGGGAGAACUUCAACUUAUUUUUUCCCCACUCAGAGAAUCGUAAAAUGAUAAGUUUGAUGCUCAACAAAGAUAACUAAAAGAAUAUUUUGUCUUUGGUUUUAUCAUUAUAAUAGUUUUUAUGUCUUUUUUGAAAAUGUGUUUUGUUGUAAUUACAUGGUGCUUAGGAGCUACUUUUUCAGAAACUCAAAGUGAAAGCAAAUCAUUUCAUCUUUGAUAUUGAUAGGGAACCACGAUGGUUGAUUGAAUCCCUCACUGAUGAGCUCAUUAUUAUUUUUAGUACCAGAUUGUGCACAAUAAUUUUUGCAUUGCAAAAGCAGGUUAGUAAAAUAUUGCUGUGCUUUGACACUCAAACUCUGUAUGGAUUUGAGUUUGUCUUUCAUGAUUUCUUCUGCUCUAUGCAGCAUUUCCCAAGAGCUAGCACCAAGAUAAAUUUUUAGUUGAACAUUUUGACGUUCAACACACACUGUGGUCAAACUUUUAUUCUUUUCGUGAAUUUUAAUACUGAGUGUCAGCCCACCAAUAUGGAGCGGAUCACAACUUGUUUUUGAAUUUUAUCCAUUUUUGAUGUGAUUGAAAACUUCUCCAGAUAUAAGCACAUUGAAUUCUUCCACGGAUAUUCUUAUCCAUGGCCUAUUACCUUUGCAAUUAGAAUCUCCCACCAGCAUGAUGUACGGAUUGAAAUAUUUGCAAUCCAUUCCAAUUCUUAAUUGCUUUGAACUAUUUUUUGUGAGAGCAAAAUCUCUAUAGUCAGCCUCAAGAGGAAAUUCUGACACUACAGUAGGGUUAAGAGGGACACUCACUUGGAGUGGAGCCAAUUCUAGCUGAAGCAACACAUCAGGACUGAUCGAUUGAUCAUUAUUGCAAAUUGCAUCUAAAUCAAAAGAAAUUACACCAGCAGGGGCAGAACCUGCAACUUCAGGGGUGGGACGGAGGUAGGCAGGUGGGUAUGGGCCAUCUCGAUCAUCCACUCCGCGCUUUGCAGCUGGUAGACCAAAGUCAGAGAAUCGUUUGAAUGCCGUGUUGACUAUGCGACAAGACAGACAGAAGUGAUGUCUGACCCUCUCACCACCGUCUCCCUAUAUACUAAUCGAGUGGCGCCACUAGCGCCACCUAUCGGGCGAACGGAACUAAAGAACUAAAUAAUGAACUUGGUUCAACUUGUUUACACUCUCACAAAACACAUACAUUGUAAAAAAACAUUUUUUGUGGUUUUUCCAACUUUUAAUCGUUAUUCCAUUUGGAAUUCGUACCAAAGCUCAACUCGUUUUGCGUUUAGAGCUGCACAUGUGUGCAGAGGGAACAUGAAGUGUUCAAUGCAGUGUGACCGCACAUUAAGUUUAGGGAGUUUAUCCAAUUUUGGACAACCAAGUUUUGUGAUGUCAAUAAUUAUAGUGUGAGGCAAAAACUCUUGAAGCGGGCACUUUUUUUGCUCUCCCUUAACAUAAAGAGAUACGUGUAUGGACGAGUGAUUGAUUGUAAGACGCCAGCACAGGCGCUGUAAGGUGUACUUCCACAGUUCCACCUCAACCCGUGAAUUUUGUUGGUGACGUAACUGUUUUCUUUCAUUAUAUCUGAACUUAGGGGCUGAAAGGGGGUAUCGACGAAAACAGGAAGGGCCAAAAAAGAUGGAAAAUAUUUUUCUUUAUGAUCUUCAAAGGAGUAACUGGUUAAUGUAGAGGUCUUUGGGCGAAAAUUUCGUCCGUUUUGCUCUAUCUCUCACCGUUUGGGCGCUAUAGUGAGUUUCUCUCACAAAAGUGGACCAAAAGUAAUUAAAUUAAUUUUCGAAAAUAUUGGAUGGUCUCCUAAGGGGUAACUCGUGAAAGUAAAGUUCUUUGGGCGAAAAUUUCGUCCGUUUUGCUCUAUCUCUAACCGUUUACGCGCUAGAGGGUCUUUAUAGACGAAAAUAAGCUAACUAGCUAUAUGUACGCCAGACCACGUCUCGCGUAACAGGCUUCGCGAUAUCUCACGAAACACUGUUACGCUGCGACGCGCCUGGCGCACAUAUAGCUAGGCCUGCGUCGCUGAGACCCGAGACGGGGUAAUGGGAGGGUAUUAGGGAACAGGGCCUUCAAAAUUUGACACACUUCCAGCAUUUGUCGGGGACUUAUUACUCUUCAAAAAUUAGGGCAUUGAAACUUCUGCUGUUCAAUAACGGUUUUCAUUAAAAGUUCGAAUUUGGACACUUUGUUGAGUAAAAAUCAACGUUUUAGUGAUACUCUAGGGACCCUUAAGCCCCAAAGAAAGGGUGUGGUUCGACCCGUAAUGUGUGGUUUAAGUAUUAUUUCCUUUAAAUCAUGUGACAUGAAGCCUUUUUUACGAUUUAAUAGACCAUUUUGACUUUUUCACGUUGUUUUCGCCAAGAAAUGCCCCAUAUCGCCGAAACGGUACAAGAUAGAGCAAAACGGACGAAAUUUUCGCCCACGGUGUCUACUUUCACGAGUUACCUCUUAGGAGCCCAUAAAAAAAUAUCUGAAAAAAGAUAAUAUUUUGCAGCCUAUGGUUUUUGAUUUUUUAAAACGUCAAUUUUUGAGCUAGAAUGCUCAUCUUCGAACUCGAUCUGUCUUUUUAUGAUACAAAACGACCCUGAAAUUCCCAGAUCGCUCUCUCAAAUCUUUCUCGAGUUAUCGUGCGGACAGACAGACACAUACUUCAAAGUGUUCCAGAUGAAGUGACAAAGCUCACUAUAUUUUCUGAUUGCUGCUCUGGACAAAAUCGUAACAGCACUGUAUGUAUGAUGAUGUUCAUCGCUUUACAAGAGCACCCUUCACUACAGGAGAUCAAUCAUAUUUUCUUGAUUCCUGGGCAUACAUUUAUGCCUGAAGUAGAUGGGAAACAUGCUGUUAUUGAAAAAUAUAAGAAACGUCUGGAAAAAAUCAAUGUUCCUGAUGAAUGGUACACAGCCGUCGAACAGGCUGGAAGGACUGAUCCUAAAAACUUUCCUGAUGGAAAAUUUAAGGUCACCCAUGUCACAUCAUUCUACGAUGUAGCUUCUCUUUCCAAGGAAGAGCUAAUUAGAAGACACAAAUGUACAGACAAGGAACCCUUCAGUUAUCUUGAUACUCACUGGUGGAAGUACUGCAAGAAUAACAUGGGCAUGGUUCAGGUCAAGUCAUCAUUCUGUGAAGAUGCAGAAUUCCGGUCUCUCAGCUUCUUGAGGAGAGGAGUCCGAGGUGACCGCUUGAAGCAACUCCUUCCAUGCCUCCAAACACUGCCAGCAUCCCAGCCAAUUUCUGUGGAAAAGAAGAAAGACUUGAUUAGUUUACUCUGCUACCUCAACGAAGAGUUCCACCCUUUCUACCAGAACCUUCCUGUGAGUAGCACAGUUCACGAGCUACAUCCUCAAUCCCCUCCCCUGCAGUUGGAGGAAGAUGAUGACGACCCAACAGAAUGAGCUCUACCCGCUGUCAGGUGUAAUGUUCCUAUUACUUAGUUUAUUUUAUAUCGUAUUCAGUAUGUACCAAAUUAUUUACUCUAGUAUGCACCAAAUAUUAUUUUCAUAAAAUGUUUACCUAUUCAAAGUAUAUAUUAGUUAAAGGAAGUUAAUAGGAUUUUUCUAGUCAGAAAUAUUGCAUGUCUAAAUGAAUUUAUUUUACUACUUAAAAGUCACUACCCAGUGUUCCUCAUUUGAAUACUGCAAGCUUAUGCAUUAGUAUUACCCAUUAUUAAUUUGAUUGUUCCAUGUAUUUUUCUGUUACAUCUAUGUGCCCAUUCCAAAUCUAUUUAUUACAUUAUGAACUUUACUGUCAGGGUAAUUUAUAGCUUUAUAUAUCUAAUUUAAGCAUGUAUAAAUUUCACUUCCACUCUUAUUGCAGAUUUGAUACAAAUUAAGUUUAGUCAGAGGCACUAAUUUUAUAUUGUAAACUUAUUUUACACAUGUAUGAAUGUUACUUUCACUUAUGUUAAUUAUUAAGGCAGAUUUAUAGCAUUGGUGCAUGAAUUCUUUGUCACAGCAAUUAAUUUCCUUCAAUUUUUUUUCUGCAUGUUAAAUUUUACUUUCACUUUUGAUACUUUGGAAGAAUAUGACUGGUAUAUUUUUGUUCUCCUCGAAGAAUAUAUAAGAUUUUAUAGUAAAAUAACUACACUCCUAAGUGGCGCUUACUCACUUG